Molecule: messenger RNA, 1879 nt
Organism: Cynoglossus semilaevis (tongue sole)
Lineage: Eukaryota; Metazoa; Chordata; Actinopteri; Pleuronectiformes; Cynoglossidae
Gene: sgsh
Product: N-sulfoglucosamine sulfohydrolase (sulfamidase)
Exons: 9
Coding region: 188-1762 (524 amino acids)
Biological process (GO): heparan sulfate proteoglycan catabolic process; glycosaminoglycan catabolic process
Molecular function (GO): N-sulfoglucosamine sulfohydrolase activity
Source: RefSeq, a predicted model, not a curated record
UGUUAUGGCGUGUCGACGCAGUCGUCAUCAUCCUGCGACUCUGUAGCUUGUGUUCGAAAUUGUGUAAAACAGGCGUCCUCAUAUAAGAUUUUUUUAGAACCAAAUUUCAUUGUUUUGUUCAAAUGUCGCAUUUCUGUUUUUAAUUCGAAAAGUAAACAUGCCCUGAGAUGUAAACGUCACCAUCACGAUGAACGCAAAGUUAUUCUGUCUUUUUGUAACCUGUUACGCCGUAAAUGCAAAGACAAGAAAUGUUCUCCUGAUCAUAGCUGACGAUGCAGGCUUUGAAACAGAGGUGUAUAACAACUCUGUUGUCCACACCCCCAACCUGCUCUCUCUAUCACGGCGCAGCCUGGUGUUCAGCAAUGCCUUCACAUCCGUUAGCAGCUGCUCUCCCAGCAGGUCCACCAUCCUCACAGGCCUACCCCAGCAUCAAAAUGGCAUGUAUGGCCUUCAUCAAGGGGUUCAUCACUUCAACUCAUUUGAUGGCGUUCAAAGUCUGCCGCUGCUGCUGAGCCAGGCUAAUAUACACACUGGAAUAAUUGGGAAGAAGCACGUCGGUCCGGAAUUUGUAUACCCUUUUGACUUUGCAUACACCGAAGAGAACAACUCUGUUCUCCAAGUUGGAAGGAACAUCACCAAAAUUAAAAUCCUGGUCCGCAAGUUCUUUCAAACCCACAAAGAGGCAGCUGUUGAACACAGGCUAAAAAAAGGAAAGAAUCAGGAAAACAGUGAUGGUAACACAGGGGAUGAGAGGCCAUUUUUUCUUUACGUUGCCUUCCAUGACCUCCACCGAUGUGGACAUUCACAACCUCAGUAUGGAGCCUUCUGUGAGAAGUUUGGUAAUGGUGAAAUGGGAAUGGGGAGAAUACCGGACUGGACACCAGAGUAUUACAGCCCAGACCAAGUAACGGUUCCUGCUUUUGUUCCAGACACACCUGAAGCUCGAGCUGACCUGGCUGCACAGUACACCACAGUCAGCAGGCUGGAUCAGGGUAUUGGAUUAGUUCUCCAGGAGCUCCAGGAUGCUGGUUAUGAAAAUGAUACUCUGGUUAUCUACAGCUCUGAUAAUGGCGUCCCCUUUCCAAACGGCAGAACCAACCUGUACGUCUCUGGAACAGCAGAACCAAUGCUGGUGUCUUCUCCUGAGCACAGGGAUCGAUGGGGAGACAUCAGCCAGUCCUACGUCAGUCUCUUGGACAUCACUCCCACCGUCCUAGACUGGUUCUCCAUUCCUUAUCCUUCCUACAGCCUUCCAGGUAGCCCCACAGCUGUGCACCUUACAGGUCGCUCACUGUUGCCUGCUCUGGUCUCUGAACCCAGGGACUGGAACACCAUCUAUGCCAGCCAGUCCCUUCAUGAGGUGACUAUGUACUACCCAAUCCGCUCUAUCCACCAGGGGGUGUACCACCUUCUCCACAACCUAAAUUUCCGCAUGCCUUUCCCUAUUGAUCAGGAUCUGUAUGUGUCACCCACCUUCCAGGACCUGCUAAACCGUACCAGGCUAGGACAGCCAACGCACUGGUUCAAAAGUCUGAAACAGUAUUACUACAGGGAGCGUUGGGAGCUGUAUGACUGCAGGGCAGACCCACUGGAGUUGAGGAAUUUGGUGUCAGACCCAUCCUACAGUGACUUGUUGAAGACCCUCCAGCUGUCCCUGCAGAAAUGGCAGUGGGAAACAGGAGACCCCUGGGUCUGUGGACCAGACUAUGUCCUCGAGGACAAAUUAGAGCCUCACUGCAGACCACUUUACAAUGAACUUUGAUGAAGUCUAAGGAUAAUUGAACCUAUCUGCUCAAAUACAUCAUUUUAAGUCCUUUGAUUGUAUUCCAUAUUACUACAUGUAUUUCUUGUAAAUUAUUUGUUAAUACAUAUUUUGUCA